Molecule: messenger RNA, 660 nt
Organism: Cylindrotheca closterium
Lineage: Eukaryota; Bacillariophyta; Bacillariophyceae; Bacillariales; Bacillariaceae
Source: the annotation of a GenBank genome assembly
AUGUCCACAAUAUCUUUCUUAUUUCCAAACAUGAACCUCAUGGCUCUCGAACCAUCAAUGUUUGCACACAGCCCAGACGUUGCGGCUGAUCACAUGUACUCAUCACUCCUGAACAUGGCAUGUGCUCCGCAAUCGCCCGCUAUUCCUGCUGGUGUCUCCAACAAAGGCUAUCAGUGCACAGAUGAACUCCUUCUUCCGGAAGACUUUCAGCCUUGUGCAUACUCUGUGAUCUGUGGCAGAGGUCGAAAGUCAACAGAUGCUGUUGGCAACCGACGUUUAGCUGUAAUUGCAUCUCUCUUUGCACAGCGGUACUCGGAAGCAACCAAGAAGGAUGAGAAGACACACAUUGUGUCGGAGAUUCUUGAAAUCAUGCGCUCUGCUAGCCCCAACCCACAACACGCGUUCGUGAGGCACUCCAAGGGAAGUUGGUUCCGAGUGGAGAACCUUCACGCUCGCGAAAAGAUUGGAACCGUCCUUCGAGACACUCUACAUUCCCAAUACAGGUCCAGUACCAAGUCCAAGCUGGCGAAACGAAAGCAAAGGAAGGACCGCACCAAGAAGCAAACGAAGAAGAAAGAAGAGGUCCUACCAGAGCCUUCCCUGAGCUUAUUCUCAUUGGACAACGAAGUCCAUGGAGAUCUAGACGAUAUUUUCGCAUAA